GGAGGAACAUUCCCAUUUGUCUCAGGCUGUGUACCUGUCAAUCCUUUUUCAUUCAAGUGGCCGAUAGUUUACUGUCCAGGGGACCGACUUUUGGAACACAUUUAUAGAUCCAAGCGAAAAGCGUUUCUCGUGAGGCACGCAUGAUUACCCACAGUUACCUGCCGACGAGGUCAAGCAAGACUGUGAAUGCUCCGAAGACUUCAGUUAGACAUGCCAAUAAUGGAAACUCGACGAAGCCUACAGUUCUGUGAUUUCUAAAAGGCACAGUUGAUAUUCCCAGAGUCAUUCUAAAGCUGUGAUAGUUUUCCUAAGAAAAGUACUAAGGUGACCGGCCACAGAGACAAAAAGGUUAUCUUCCAAUCAGAACACUGUUACGGUGCAUACUGCGAUGUAUGUGACAAUGACUUCCUGGACGUCCCAGUUGACUUUAUUUGGUGUGUUGUUGUUGGUGGCGAUUGCUCAAAUGGAAGUCGUAAACAUGCAAAUGGAUCAACAGUCUAAGCUGCACGACAACGCGCGCAGGGAAUGUUUCGUGGCAAUCGCUAAGGAUCCCUACCCAACCGGAGGUAUAUACUGUAAUCGAACCUGGGACGGGGUGAUGUGUUGGCCGGACGCCCCAGCGGGCACUACCAGCAUCCAGCCCUGUGCCGACUAUAUCCAUGGGUUCGAUACAAGCAAAACCGUUACCCGGGUUUGUUUACCACACGGAGAAUGGAUGAUCAGUGAGCUAACCAACUCCAGCUGGUCAAACUACACGGCCUGUUUCGCCAGGCCGACACCUGAUGCCGAUGGUUUACCGAAACUAGCUGAGGGAGUAGCGAAACACCUGAAGAACAUUGUGCUCAUCCAGAACAUCGGCUACGGAGUGUCCUUAGUCUUCCUUGUCUUCGCUGUCGUCAUCAUGAUCUACUUCCGAAAGCUGCACUGUCAACGGAACACCAUCCACAUCAACCUGUUUAUAUCUUUCAUCCUCCGCUCCGCCAUCUCCUUCAUGACGAAAAACCUCCUUAUCGAGAACUUGGGCCUCCCGCAGGACGUAUAUUACACAGAGUCAGGUCAUAUUGUGUUUAGAGAAGAAGGCACGCACUGGGAAUGUAAGCUUCUGUUUACGGUGUUUCACUACAUCCUGGGGGCUAACUACAUGUGGGUGUUCGUGGAGGGUCUCUACCUCUACAUUCUCAUCUUUGUGGCCGUUUUCUCGGAGAAGCGAGCCUUUAAGUGGUACAUCUUCUUCGGCUGGGUUUCACCACUUGCGUUUGUCACACCUUGGGUUUUGGUCCGGAUUUUCCUUGAAGACACGUUAUGCUGGAAUACGCAUGAAGUGAGGGGAUACUACUGGAUAAUGAAAGGUCCUAUUGUCCUGUCUAUCCUAGUGAACUUUUUAUUUUUCUUAUUUAUUGUUCGAGCCUUGUUUACAAAGUUGAGGACGUCCAGUCGUUUGGAAUGUCGACGGUUCCGUUAUAGACGACUGGCCAAGUCUACCCUGGUCCUCAUCCCACUGUUUGGUGCCUAUUACAUCGUAUUUAUAUGUAUACCUGAUUAUUCUCACCAUGAACUAGAGCUGGCCAAACUCUACACAGAGUGUAUAUUAUCUUCCUUCCAGGGAUUUAUCGUUGCUCUUCUCUUUUGCUUCCUAAAUGGAGAGGUUCAAGCUGAAAUUCGAAAAAAGUGGGGCAUCGGCAUUUUGCCGGGACGCAGUAACUCCGGGAGAUCCGGAACCAUGUCAACUGUAGCGCGUGGCUCCACAGUGAUUUCAACAGGUCACGAGGAGGGUCAUCAUCAGCCGAAAAGACCGGCAGGGGGAGCUGAUGACUUAGCACAGUUCGAAACCAUGGAAAUGAUGCCUCCACCCUCGAACGGACAUGCGCGGAAGGGCGAUGCAGACGUUGACACCUCGCAAGGGCUGGCAAAUGGUCACAUGUUUUUUUGCGGUGACGUCACAGGGGAACAUAGACCAAUGAUUUAGCUCUAUCUUGUUUGUUUGACAAGACACAGCUAUAAUGUUCCCAGCUGGUGUUGCUACGUACUUUUGAAAGUCUUGUCUUGUUCUGAGGGCCUUGUUUGUUAAUGCUUGAUCCCUCGAUGAGAUUUAUGAAUGUGACUUCGGAAAUACCUGAAAUUCUUCCAACAAGCCACAUGGCAAUUUUUUUUUGCGCUAACCUGUAAGCAAAAUGAGAUGUUAUGUAAAACUGGUGAAUGCAACUCAAUCACAUCAACCAGAGAAC
This is a messenger RNA of Liolophura sinensis, 2225 nucleotides long. Its product is annotated as secretin receptor-like. The transcript is spliced from 13 exons. Gene Ontology annotation, biological process: adenylate cyclase-modulating G protein-coupled receptor signaling pathway; cell surface receptor signaling pathway. Gene Ontology annotation, molecular function: G protein-coupled peptide receptor activity; peptide hormone binding. Gene Ontology annotation, cellular component: plasma membrane. NCBI's taxonomy places the organism in Eukaryota, Metazoa, Mollusca, Polyplacophora, Chitonida, Chitonidae. The record is from RefSeq and is a predicted model, not a curated record. The coding region runs from base 389 to 1966 and encodes 525 amino acids.